UCUAUGGACUUCGGAGUCCGGCCCCAAACUGACACAAACAUUGAACAGCGCCAAACCCGCAUGACCUAAAAUUAGCCGCCAAACAAAGAUAGUUAUUGAAGCUCUAAGUUGGCCCCCUAUUGCAGGCGACCCCGCUGCACCCUGUUAACAUCGAGUGUGACUCUGGAGUCUGAUAGGUACAUAGGUAAGUCCAGCUUCCAGGGCAGUCUUGAAAUUCCCGAGUCCCGACGCUUAAGCAAUCAGUCUGUUCUUCCGCGCCCACGAUCUCCUUCUAGACAAGUCCGACUCCGCCCAUGUCUCAAUCUCCCAGCAGGAUCCUACUCGAGGACCUGCCCGAGGAUGAGCCAUGGCCGCCAGUCCCACCCGACGUCGACUUUUCCGCUAUUCAAGUCGAGACACCUGAACUUUCGGUCACCAUAAACAGCAUGCUCUACAAGAUCAAAGGACAACCGUCCGUCCUCUACAAGAUGAGAGCCGAGUAUCGGGAAUACCAGCUUCAUGUGGCGGCUGGGGAUUGCGCAAUUCCGGUCCGUGGAAAAGUGCUGGGUAAGCCCACGAGGGGAAACGGCGAGCUAUUUUUCUACGGCUUCAUCAUGGACCUGACGGUUCCUGUUCCUGACACUCUGUCGCUGCCGCAACGGCGGGAGAUUACGCAACAGAUGAUUCAGACCGUUCAAAAAUUGCACGCUAAACGCAUCAUCCAUGGCGAUAUGAAGCUGGAGAAUAUGCUUCUCGAUAACCAAGGCAAGCUUCGACUUUGCGAUUUCGCUGAGGGGCGGUACGUGGAGGAGGAUGGGGAUGUCUGGGACGGGAAUUCCACAUUACGCUUCGAGUCACCCAACCGGCUUCUGAGGGCGCAACAGUUUGGACGUGACCCACCGCCGCCUAUCAUGGAGGAUGACCUGUACGGUCUUGGGCUGAGCAUUUGGCAGCUGUACACUGGGAGGAUCCCACAUGAAGAUAUAGCUGGCGAUGACGUGGAUCUCAAGGAGAGACAACGGCAGGAAGAAACAGUCAACGUAGCCAAGGUGGAUGAUCAGGAGGCCCGUGACAUUAUCACGAGCCUUCUUUGCAAAGGGGGAGCUCGCAUCUAGGCUGAAGGGCGGAUUAUCACCGAUGACUCAGAUAGUACUCUGUAUUGGAAUAGAAUCCUGCUUUGCUCACUUCAGA
Messenger RNA from Chaetomium strumarium, 1170 nucleotides. RefSeq names its product kinase-like domain-containing protein. The transcript has a single exon. The record is from RefSeq and is a predicted model, not a curated record. NCBI's taxonomy places the organism in Eukaryota, Fungi, Ascomycota, Sordariomycetes, Sordariales, Chaetomiaceae. Gene Ontology annotation, molecular function: protein kinase activity; ATP binding. Gene Ontology annotation, biological process: protein phosphorylation. The coding region runs from base 294 to 1094 and encodes 266 amino acids.